GCUGGGCCGAGGGCCCGGCCGCCUCCCCGCCGCAGGCCCCGGAGCUGCAGGCCGGAGGCCGGGGCUGGGGCGGCGCCGGGGGCGGCCGCCUGGCCGCCGAGCCGUGGAGGAGGCGGGAGCCCGAGGAGCUGGGCGCCUCCGAGGUGCUGCUGCAGCCCGGGCGCCUGGAGCUGGGCGACGUGGAGGAGGACCAGGUGGUGGCCGUGUUCGUGGUCACCUUCGAUCCCCGCUCGGGAAACAUGGUGGAGUGGUGUUUACCUCAAGAUAUUGACCUCGAAGGUGUUGAGUUCAAGUCGAUGGCCAGUGGGUCGCAUAAAAUCCAGUCUGAUUUUAUCUAUUUCCGGAAAGGGCCCUUCUUCGGCCUGGCCUGCUUCGCCAACAUGCCUGUGGACAGCGAGCUGGAGCGCGGCGCCCGCAUGAAGUCAGUGGGCAUCCUUUCUCCGUCCUACACCCUGCUUUACCGGUACAUGCACUUCCUGGAGAACCAGGUUCGGCACCAGCUGGAGAUGCCUGGACAUUACUCCCAUCUGGCUGCCUUCUACGAGGACAAGAAAGGGGUGCUGCGUGCUGGUCCGGGGAGAGGCGGCAGCCUGCCCCCCGUCUGCUGGCUACCUUCCAUCCACCGGUACAUGUACCCUGAGAUGAAGAUCACACACCCAGCUGGCUGCAUGUCUCAGUUCAUUAAAUUCUUUGGAGAACAGAUCCUUGUCCUUUGGAAAUUUGCCUUACUUCGGAAGCGCAUUUUGAUAUUUUCUCCCCCUCCUGUGGGUGUCGUGUGCUACAGAGUGUACUGCUGCUGCUGCCUGGCCAAUGUGUCCCUGCCCGGCAUCGGGGGCACCAUUCCCGAGUCCAAGCCUUUCUUCUACGUGAACGUGGCUGACAUCGAGAGCCUGGAGGUAGAGGUGUCCUAUGUGGCCUGCACCACAGAGAAGAUAUUUGAGGAGAAGCGGGAACUGUAUGACGUGUACGUGGACAACCAGAACGUGAAGACACACCACGACCACCUGCAGCCCCUGCUGAAGAUAAACAGCGCUGACCGGGAGAAGUACCGGCGGCUCAACGAACAGAGGCAGAUGUUGCUGUACUCCCAGGAAGUGGAGGGGGACUACAACCCGUGUGAAGAGGACCUGUUCGUGCUGUUUUUCCUGGAGCAGAACAACCGGAUAUUUCAGACUUUGUUGGAGGUGUCCGCCAGUCAAGACAAAACUCUGACAGCCGAGCACGCCCGGGUCAUGGGUCUGGACCCCCAGGGAGACCGCAGCUUCCUGCUGGACCUGCUGGAGGCCUAUGGCAUCGAUGUCAUGUUGGUCAUUGACAACCCCUGUUGUCCAUAGGAGGAGUCAGCCCGGACUGGUGAGCCGCUCCCGUGGGGACUCACCCCAGGCCCCAGAGGACUCGUUUUUUUUAUUCAGUACGAAGGAAUAUUGUUUCUACUUCCCAACAAAUGUAAUUUUUGCAAUCUCCUUUCCUCCCAUGCUCCCUAGAGGUAAGAGGAGACUGCCAUAGCUUUGUGUCCUGCUGUGGCAGGACGCCGGAGUCGACCACCUUCUCCCAGGGUGGCUGCCUGGUUUGCUCAUCGGCGUUCACAAAGUUGACUGUCUCGUGUCCUUGUUGAGUGACGUCAGGGGGUGUGGCGAAGGCCACAGGUCAUUAGGAGCCACCCGAGCCCUGGAAACACUGGGUGGACCGUUCUGGAAAUCUGUCUGGUCUGUGUCCCUUGAUGUAGUCACGAGUGAGACAGCUGUCUGCCCAGUGUGGCCUUGGAUGUCCACCUGCCCACAGGUGGAAGCUAGACCAGGUGACCUUCCAUUUUAGCUCUGGGAGUCCAGUCUUGGGACCAGGUCUCCUUUUUCCUGUGUAUUAGGACAAAGCUGCGUCUUCCCUGUUCACAUGAGUAGAGACCCCAACGUGGGACAGAAGGAUGUUUCCGACACCAAGUUUGAGCUUCUCUCAGGACAGGAUGACAGGGAGAGGCUGCUUGUCAGCCAGCUGAACACUACAGUGUUAGAAUGAAGCCUUGAAUCAUUCCUCACAGUAAGUUAACGGGGACCACUCCAUGUAAUAUUCCUCUUUCUUGGAAUCGCCACCUCUUGAGAUGGGUUGACAAAUUCCCAAGGACCAGUGCCGGCCCUGAAGCUUGCAAGCACAUGCAUCUUCCACUUUAGUCUCCUUUAAGGGCUAAGCAUCCUCUGGGAGUAAUUUGGGUAUUUUUAAAGAGUAGCGGGUGCGGCCACCAGAAGCGGACCAGUUGAGGCAGAGGAUAGAGAAGAGGUUUCUUCAGCCGGACAGCAGUCCUCAGGAGGAGUUACUGG
Molecule: messenger RNA, 2312 nt
Organism: Hipposideros armiger (great roundleaf bat)
Lineage: Eukaryota; Metazoa; Chordata; Mammalia; Chiroptera; Hipposideridae
Gene: DENND11
Product: DENN domain containing 11
Exons: 9
Coding region: 240-1334 (364 amino acids)
Cellular component (GO): cytoplasm
Source: RefSeq, a predicted model, not a curated record